AUGCACUCCGCAUACGACAGCUCCCUAGCUCCACCCACCCCAGCAGCAUCCUCUUUCGACACAUCCACGAGCAGUAUCUCAUCACCCACAGCCCUCUCUAACGUCGAAGUCUCCUCGCCCCCGUCUCCGCGUUUAACCAAGCCCACCUUGCGCAAUAUGGUAUUCUCGACGGUGAUAGGCUCUGGCGUUGCGCUCACCCGGGGUGCACCUCGAAGGCUCGCUUCCGGGAGGCUGUGA
This is a messenger RNA of Penicillium verrucosum, 237 nucleotides long. RefSeq lists its product as uncharacterized. Bases 1 to 237 code for a protein of 78 amino acids. NCBI's taxonomy places the organism in Eukaryota, Fungi, Ascomycota, Eurotiomycetes, Eurotiales, Aspergillaceae. The record is from RefSeq and is a predicted model, not a curated record. The transcript has a single exon.